Aplysia californica (California sea hare) is the source of this 371-nucleotide messenger RNA. Its product is annotated as phospholipase A and acyltransferase 3. Gene Ontology annotation, biological process: N-acylphosphatidylethanolamine metabolic process. The record is from RefSeq and is a predicted model, not a curated record. Gene Ontology annotation, molecular function: A2-type glycerophospholipase activity; glycerophospholipid phospholipase A1 activity. NCBI's taxonomy places the organism in Eukaryota, Metazoa, Mollusca, Gastropoda, Aplysiida, Aplysiidae. Gene Ontology annotation, cellular component: cytoplasm.
GCAACACGUAUGUCUCACUGGUAUUGUCGGGGGUGGGUGGGGCUUUUUGCUGGCCUAUGUGGUAUAUAUUAAGGGUCGAAAUUUAAGCUUGACAGUUCAGACUUCGGUUCUUGAGGAGUAAACACCUUACAGUAUUUCCCACUCGGAAUUUCAAUCUGCGAAAAGGAAAAUGUCCUUUUUCUCCGGGUCCUCGUCCCUGUCAUCAGCUUCUUCCUCGUCAAGGUCGGCAGCUGUUUUCUCAUCCCUGCCGGCAGCUACUCCACCGUCAAAGGAGGACAAAGCUCACAACCUUAAGGUUCUGAAGAGUUUGUCCCCAGGAGACAGAGUGGAGUUCAAGAGAGGCGUGUUUUCUCACUGGGGUUUGUAUAUCG